Molecule: messenger RNA, 774 nt
Organism: Fragaria vesca subsp. vesca
Lineage: Eukaryota; Viridiplantae; Streptophyta; Magnoliopsida; Rosales; Rosaceae
Exons: 3
Coding region: 1-774 (257 amino acids)
Source: RefSeq, a predicted model, not a curated record
AUGGAAACUUUUAACCCUACUGGUGUUAGUAUGUUGCUCACAAUUGACACUAAGCGCAACAGAGUUCUAUUCGCCGAAACUAGCAAGGAAGCUGUCGAUUUUCUUUUCUCUCUUCUAUCUUUGCCUGUUGCCACUGUCAUUAGCCUCCUCUCUGGGGAUGGCAUGGUUGGUUGCAUCGGAAAUCUGUAUGAGAGCGUUGAAGAUCUAGGAGACACACACUUGGAGCCCAACUUUAACAAGGAUAUGCUGCUGAAACCCAAAGCAACAGUUGUUGGUGCCGAUAUCCUUGGCGUAAACAACAAUGUCUGUAAGUCUUGCAGCUGCCAUUUCCCUGGAUAUGUUUGUCCAUUAUGUGAAUGCGCCGUGUCUACGACAGCUGCAUCUACUGGAGAAGCGCCCUGCAGCAAUGGAGGGUACGUCAAAGGUGGUGUUGUAUUUGUGAUCAUGGAUAAUUUGGUAGUGAAGCCUAUGUCUACCGUAUCAAUUAUAGAUGUGCUUAAAGAGCUGAAUGUUAUGGAGGUUGAUGCCCUUGAACAGAAGUUGGUUAGUCUUGGCAAGGAAGAGGGGUUGAAGUUGGUGCAGGCAUCUUUGGAGUCGAAUACAGUUCUUAGCAGUAUAUUCCUUGACUAUAUAUACUCCUUGUCCAUCUUCAGGGUUCAGGAAGUCUCAUAUUGGUCCGAUGGAGUGGCAAGGGCAAAAGCUGAUGCUGAUAAUGCUGGCGCUGAUACUGGUGAUACUGCUGAUGCCAUUUGGGAUGAUGGAGUUUGGCACUGA